GCCACGCAGCCCCAAGCACAGCGGGCGCUUAAGUGAGAGGGCAAGCGGAACGCUGGUGUCUCCUGAGGGUGACUAAAAGGAUGGGGGCAAUAGGGGAGGGGUGUGGUCCCGGUUACCGGAUCUUUACAGGGCUUCUUGCAUGUUUCACUGCACCGCGUGCACCCUAUAGCUGUCCUGUAUAUCCCAGAUACUCCAGUGCUGGGAUGUGGCUGAGGCUAUCCAGCAAACCUCGGCAUGAGCGUCUCGGACACCCCACAUUAUCCCCCUGAGCUGGAGAGUGUCUCUCAUCCCGUCCAGAGGGACUGCCUUGGACUCCUUGUGCACGCCCAGAGAACCCCUUCCUGGCCUCCCUCCCCCGACGAGGAUCCCAGAUUGCCUUCCUUUCCUCUGGAGGAGCCUGGUUCCAGGCCCCUGGUCCCAAGGAACCUUCCCUUUCCAGCCUUGUCCCUAGAGGAAGAAGAGGAAGAGGAAGAAGAUGAAGAUGCGGCAGAGCCCGAGUGGCUGCGCAGCGAGGAGCAUCCGAGCCAGUUUUUCGCCGAGGCCCAGCGGCUGCGGGAGCAGAGACUGUUGCUGGACGAAGAGGUGUCAGUCGCGGGGCGGGUAUACGGGGUGCAUCGGGUGAUCCUGGCCGCAAUCAGCAGCCUCUUCCGAGACAGGCUGCUGGGCGGCGGAGGUCCGCGGCCCCCCUUCAGCCUCGAGGUGUCCCCAGGGGGCUGGGAGGCCGUGCUGACCUUUGCCUAUGAGGGGGUGCUGGGCCCCGCCUCGCAGGGGGAUGUGCUGGCCGCAGCAGAGGCGCUGGGAGCGCCCCGGGUGAAGGCUGCUGCCCAGCAGACAUGCGAGAGGGCUGGAAAUGCCAGGGAAGAUGUAAAGAAGCCCAGCCAGGCAGAGGAGCUGAGGGAGAACCUGCGCGGAAUCGAGCUCCUCUACCGAGAGGGCGUCGGGUGUGACUUGAAGCUGGAGGCAGGCGGCUGCCAGCUGUCGGUGCACCGAGCCGCCCUGGCCUGUGGCAGUGAGUUCUUUGGGGCCAUGCUCCUGAGCGGGAUGAGGGAAUCCCAGGGCACAGAGGUAUCUCUGCGGACGAUCUCCACCCAGGACCUGCGACUCCUCGUCUCUUUUGCUUACUCCGGAGUUGUGCGGGCAAGGUGGCCAGGGCUACUGAGAGCUGCCCAGGCUGCUCUGCAGUACCAGAGCUCUUCCUGCUUGGAUUUGUGUCAGAAAGGCUUGGCACGGGGCCUCAGCCCUGCCCGUUGCCUGGCCCUGUUCCCCAUGGCGGAAGCCCCUGGGUUGGAGAGGCUCUGGAGCAAAGCCCGUCACUACCUCCUCACCCACCUGCCUGCUGUAGCCUUGUGUCCUGCUUUCCCUUCUUUACCAGCUGCCUGCUUGGCUGAGCUCCUGGAUAGUGAUGAGCUCCAUGUGCAGGAGGAGUUUGAGGCCUUUGUGGCUGCACGGUGUUGGCUGGCUGCCAACCCCGAGACCCAGGAGUCAGAGGCCAAGGCCCUGCUGCGAUGUGUCCGCUUUGGCCGCAUGUCCACCAGGGAGUUGCGGAGGGUGCGGGCAGCCGGGCUACUUCCACCCCUGACCCCAGAUCUGUUGCACCAGCUGAUGGUAGAGGCUGAUGUUCCAGGCCAAGAGAGACGGAGGGAGCCUGACCGGGCACUGGUAGUGAUUGGCGGGGAUGGGCUCAGACCAGACAUGGCCCUAAGACAACCAUCCCGAGCAGUGUGGUGGGCCCGGGCCUUCCGCUGUGGCGUGGGACUGGUACGAACUGUUGAGUGGGGGCAGCUGCCUGCCCUGCCUGCCCCCGGACGCUUCCGGCAUGGGGCUGCAAGCCUGGCAGGAAGUGAACUCUAUGUGUGUGGGGGACAAGAUUUCUACAGUCACUCCAACACCCUGGCUUCAACUCUCAGGUGGGAGCCCAGUCAAGAGGACUGGGAGGAGAUGGCUCCUUUGUCCCAGGCUCGAAGCCUUUUCUCCUUGGUGGCACUGGAUGGAAAACUUUAUGCCCUGGGUGGAAGACACAAUGAUGUUGCCCUGGACUCUGUGGAGACCUACAACCCUGAGCUCAAUGUCUGGAGGCCAGCACCUGCACUUCCAGCACCAUGUUUUGCCCACGCAGCUGCGAUUUUGGAGGGCCAGUUGUACGUGAGCGGUGGCUGUGGUGGGACUGGCCAAUACCUGGCCUCACUGAUGCACUAUGACCCCAAACUUGAGAAGCCAGGGACGUUUCUGAGCCCUAUGGGGGUACCUCGGGCUGGCCAUGUCAUGGCUGCAUUGGGUGGGAGGUUGUAUGUGGCAGGUGGGCUGGGUGAGACUGAGGACCUGCUAAGCUUUGAGGCCUAUGAACUAAGGACUGAUAGCUGGACUCACCUGGCACCCCUACCCUCCCCCCAUGUGGGGGCUGCAAGUGCUGUGCUGCAGGGGGAGCUACUGGUGCUCGGGGGCUACAGUCACCGUACUUAUGCCCUCUCUCACCUUAUCCAUGCCUACUGUCCUGGCCUGGGCCGAUGGCUCUGCCUGGGAACUCUGCCAAGGCCUCGGGCUGAGAUGCCUGCCUGCAUCCUGACACUGCCCGCUGUGCAGCACAUAGCUUUGGUUCCCACCCCACACCAAACCAAACCUGCUGGGUGAAGAGGGAGCAACAGUGUAUGGGGAGAGGAGGGCAUAAGAAAUAGCCUGAGAGAAGGACAGAGAUUGUGGGGAGUGAAAAGAGGCUUUAUUCUUGGUAGUAUUUUAUUCUCACACUGUGCAUUGUAAACUGCUUUUGUACGUAUGAUCUCCGUUGAGGAAAUGGUGGUUCCAGAACUCCUAGGGAAAACAUAUAGGGAAAGGGGAGGCAGCUGAAUACCCAGGUGAGGAAAGGAGACUCGGGAGCAACUCCACAAGGCUUAGGGAUUCUUAGGGAAAGGGCAUCUAGUUUGAAAGAGAGUUAAGAAGCUUCAGUAGCCAAAGUGUAGAGACCAUGGGAGGACAGUUGGAAAAAUGGUUCUGACCCAUGGAUCAUGGGAAAAAUGUGGAAUGGCCAUCCAUGAAAGAGUUUGAGGAGUGUAGGAGUAAGGACUGUAAAUCGUUCAGCCCUUUUUUUCCUGGAACUUGCUCCUUUCUCCUCUCCCACCCCUGGGAUGCCUAAACCUUCUUAACAAUAUUCUCUCCCGGGUAACUUUGUAGGCCUGGUCUAGCGUUUCCCAGCGAGACACCACAGGCUGCCCCUGAGAACCUCUUGGUUUCCUUCUGAGGCAGAAGCUCCCACAUGGACAUGCACGGCACAGGGGCCUGAGAGGCCUGACGGGCCCCCCAGGGCCAUGUGGCAGGAGUGUUGUGUGGGAAAGAUGAUGGGGGCAGAGGCCAAGGAGGGAGAGGCCCACAGUGGAAAAACAGAUGAUCUGAGGUUUAAGGAGAUGGGGUGGAAGAAGUCAGAAGCCUGUGUGCCUUCUUUCUUUUGGGCAAACUGAGGAAUCAGGAGUGAAAAUGAGACCGUUGUUGCCUGAGGUCUCAAGUGGUGAGAGGAUGUGGGGGGAGAGAAGAGUGAGAAGCAGACAAGACUCAGAAAAGUCAUUUCCCCCUUUCAGUUCCUUUCCCCCAGAGUUAUUUUUAAAUCCAUUUCCCUUUAUCUUGGCCAGGGAAGGUAGUCAGGUGCUUCCUCUUUCUCUCUUCCCCCAUCCUGCUCUCCCCACUGCCUCUCUUUUUUCUUUCUCUUCUUUCUCCCUCACACAGUUAUUAAUUACCUACUGUGUGGCAGGCACUGUAGGAGGCACCAAGAUACAGAGGUCAGAGAGCUCCUGACCAGCAGAUAGACAUAAACAAAUACAAAUUUUGAGUGGACUUACAUGUAUGGACGAGUCUUGCGAGAGCCCAGAGGAUAGAGCAGUGAACUCUGCUCAGGAAGGCUUCUGUUAGGAAAGGUGUCAUCCGAUGGGUGUAUUUUGAACUGGAUCUUAAAGGCUGCCUAGAGUCUCACCCAUUAGAGAAGGGGGAAUGCAUUUGAAACAGAAAGAAGUGGGGCAUGCCAUGCCCUGUUUCUCCAUAGCAAAGAGGAAGUGGGUAUUCCAGAGGCUUUUCAGAUAAUUCUGCUGCUCUUGCCACCUACUCUCUUCUCUGGAGCCUUCCUGAGGAUAAUGGCUUUCACUUAAUGAUUGUGUAUUCCCGCCCUCUAUGACUCACCUCUAUCCUUCCUGUCUGCUCUUUCCAUUUCUGCCUACUGGACAGCUGAGAGCAAAAAAGGGUCAGUUUUUUUGUGUGUGUUUAGGUCAAUUUUCUUUUUCUUUUUUUUUUUUUAAUUUAUUUUAUUUUAUUAUUAUUAUACUUUAAGUUUUAGGGUACAUGUGCCCAAUGUGCAGGUUAGUUACAUAUGUAUACAUGUGCCAUGCUGGUGUGCUGCACCCAUUAACUCGUCAUUUAGCAUUAGGUAUAUCUCCUAAUGCUAUCCUUCCCCCCUCCCCCCACCCCACAACAUUCUCCAGAGUGUGAUGUUCCCCUUCCUGUGUCCACGUGUUCUCAUUGUUCAAUUCCCACCUAUGAGUGAGAACAUGCGGUGUUUGGUUUUUUUGUCCUUGCGAUAGUUUACUGAGAAUGAUGAUUUCCAAUCUCAUCCAUGUCCCUACAAAGGACAUGAACUCAUCAUUUUUUAUGGCUGCAUAGUAUUCCAUGGUGUAUAUGUGCCACAUUUUCUUAAUCCGGUCUAUCAUUGUUGGACAUUUGGGUUGGUUCCAAGUCUUUGCUAUUGUGAAUAGUGAUGCAAUAAACAUAUGUGUGCAUGUGUCUUUAUAGCGGCAUGAUUUAUAUUCCUUUGGGCAUAUACCCAGUAAUGGGAUGGCUGGGUCAAAUGGUAUUUCUAGUUCUAGGUCCCUGAGGAAUCGCCACACUGACUUCCACAAUGGUUGAACUAGUUUACAGUCCCACCAACAGUGUAAAAGUGUUCCUAUUUCUCCACAUCCUCUCCAGCACCUGUUGUCAAUUUUCUUUUUCUUUUUUUUUUUUUUUUUUUUGAGACAGAGUUUUACUCUGUUGCCCAGGCUGGAGUGCAAUGGCGUGAUCUCAGCUCACCGCAAACUCUUCCUCCUGAGUUCAAGUGAUUCUCCUGCCUCAGCCUCCCUGAGUUGCUGGGAUUACAGCUAUUACAUCUGGCUAAUUUUGUAUUUUUAGUAGAGACGGGGUUUCUCCAUGUUGGUCAGGCUGGUCUUGAACUCCCGACCUCAGGUGAUCCACCCACCUCGACCUCCGAAAGUGCUGGGAUUACAGGCGUGAGCCACAAUGCCCGGCCUGUGUAGGUCAGUUUUCUAUUACCAUUGUUUAUUAAGAUUUUCAUGUUUCUAAGGGUGAUGAUGGAGUCUCCCUUGCACCCUUCUUCAUUCUGGCCCCAGAAGUACUUGGCAUGUAUUUUAUUUAUUUAUUUUUAGAUUUCGUUAUUUUAGUAAGAUCUUUUUCUGUAUCUCUAUUUAAGAUAGACUAGGAAUGUAAUUGAAAAUGAGAAGGGGUAAGUAGGAUGUAUAAGAGAAAAGAGAAGGAAGAAUAAAGAACGGGAAGAAGGAAAUUGAAGGAGAUGACAAGCUCUCUGGAUGAACUUCUAUGAACAUUUUUUGUGAUUUGUACCUAAAGGCAGACUUAAAUAAAGGUUUCAUAGUGACUGAA
Molecule: messenger RNA, 5625 nt
Organism: Homo sapiens (human)
Lineage: Eukaryota; Metazoa; Chordata; Mammalia; Primates; Hominidae
Gene: KLHL33
Product: kelch like family member 33
Exons: 5
Coding region: 235-2628 (797 amino acids)
Source: RefSeq, a predicted model, not a curated record